UCUCUUUCUCUCUCUCUCUGUCUAUCUCUUUCUCUCUGCAGACAUGCUGGCGAUAGGGGACCCUAACCAGUCGACCAUCCUGGCGGUGUCUAUCGCUGGUGGGAUUGUGCUGCUCAUCUUCCUGGUGGCCUGUUUCGUUGUGAGUGGGAGACACUGUGGGUACAUCAAAGCCAAGCAGGACCCAGACGAGGAGAAGAUGCAGUUUCAGCACGGAAGAGUGAAGCUCCCGGGGAGCCGGACCUACAUCCACCCCCACACCUACGAGGAUCCCAACCAGGCCGUGCGGGACUUCGCCAAAGAGAUCGAGGCCUCCAGCAUCCGCAUCGAGCGAGUCAUCGGCGCAGGGGAGUUCGGGGAGGUGUGCAGCGGCCGUCUCAAGCUGCCCAGUAAGAGGGAGAUCUACGUGGCCAUCAAGAGCCUGAAGGCGGGCUACUCGGAGAAGCAGAGGCGGGACUUCCUGUCCGAGGCGAGCAUCAUGGGCCAGUUCGACCACCCCAACAUCAUUCGCCUGGAGGGCGUGGUCACCAGAUGCAAGCCGGUAAUGAUCAUCACCGAGUACAUGGAGAACGGAUCCUUGGACACCUUCCUGAAGAAACACGACGGACAGUUCACCGUCAUCCAGCUGGUGGGUAUGAUGCGUGGCAUCGCCUCGGGCAUGAAGUACCUGUCCGACAUGAACUACGUGCACCGCGACCUGGCGGCGCGCAACAUCCUGGUCAACAGCAACCUGGUCUGUAAGGUUUCCGACUUCGGCCUCUCCAGGGUCCUAGAGGAUGAUCCCGAGGCAGCCUACACCACACGGGGAGGGAAGAUCCCCAUCCGGUGGACGUCGCCGGAGGCCAUCGCCUACAGGAAGUUCACCUCUGCUAGCGACGUGUGGAGCUACGGCAUCGUCAUGUGGGAAGUUGUCUCCUAUGGAGAGCGGCCAUACUGGGAGAUGUCCAACCAGGACGUGAUUAAGGCAAUUGAUGAAGGCUAUCGGCUGCCGGCGCCCAUGGACUGCCCUAUGGUCCUGCACCAGCUCAUGCUAGACUGCUGGGAGAAGUGCCGUAACGACCGGCCCAAGUUUGGCCAGAUCGUCAACACCCUGGACAAGCUCAUCCGCAACCCCAGCAGCCUGAAGGAGCUGGCCAACAGCUCUGUGUGGGAGGACCCUCCGUCUCCUGAGUUUGCCGUGAGCACGGUGGAGGAGUGGCUGGAGGCCCUGAAGAUGGGGCAGUACAGAGAGAAGUUCACCGGCGCCGGCUACGUCACCCUGGACUCAGUCCUCUACAUCAGCAUCAGUGAGCUGGAGAAGAUGGGCGUGACACUGGUGGGCCACCAGAGAAAGAUCCUGUCCAGCGUCCAGAGUCUACACACGCAAGGGGCCCACGUGCACGUAUAACCCCCUCCUCAUCCUCCUCCUCCUCCUCUUCCUCUCAUCUUCCUCUUCCUCCCUCCAUCGCCAGACAAAGAGAUUCAGAGAGAGAGAGAGAGAACAAGUGACUGAGAGAGAACCAGAAAGGAAAAAAAAAACAUAAACCACAUAAACAGCAGCAGCAGUAGAGACAGAGAGCUGAAAACUGAAAACGCUGGCUAAGCCACAUCUUCCAAACUCAGCACCCUCUACCAUCGGCUCCGUCCGUCUUGAAUGUUGGAUGUCUUUCAAGCUCCAGGCACCACGGCUUCAGCGCCCGCACCCCGGACCACACUGCUAGCCACCGCACCGCACCAUAGAAGAGCAGGAGAAACUGAUCUACAUUAGGUCAUCUCCCACACUGCUCAGACAGAAAGGCUCAAUGGCAGACAGGAUUUUUGGGUUUUGUUUUUUGUGCGAAAAGAUUCGAUUUACAGUUAAAGGUCUGGGCCUGCUUUUCCAAAAGCCUUCUUAACGCUAUGUCAUUCGUAAGUUAUACCUCAAGCUGUACCUUAACAUUUCGAGGUGUUUUCCAAAACGUCCUUAGCUAAAGUAUACCUUCUCUAAGAGAUACUUUCGUUACGUUGGUCUGGCCCACUCAUAGCUAUACCUUAACACAGUUUUCAGAUUAAAGAAACAUUUUGGAGCCAAAAAAUGUUGUGUUAGUGUGUGGCCGUGUGCACUGACUGCGCUGUAAGACCAAGAUACACGUUGCGUUACAUUUUGUGCUUCAUUAAAUAAAAAGUAAAAAAAAAAAA
Messenger RNA from Clupea harengus (Atlantic herring), 2154 nucleotides. Its product is annotated as ephrin type-A receptor 3-like. Lineage: Eukaryota; Metazoa; Chordata; Actinopteri; Clupeiformes; Clupeidae. Gene Ontology annotation, biological process: protein phosphorylation; axon guidance; ephrin receptor signaling pathway. Gene Ontology annotation, cellular component: plasma membrane; dendrite. Gene Ontology annotation, molecular function: transmembrane-ephrin receptor activity; ATP binding; protein binding. The record is from RefSeq and is a predicted model, not a curated record.